UCUUGAUAUUUUUUAGAAUAAUCAGAUUGAAAACCUUUUUUCUUGAUCCUCAAAUUUUCUUGAACGCAUCUCUUUUGAAUCGUCUUGAACUCAAGAAUGUCAUCCAACAUUUUUGAAGUUAUCGGAGCGUCAUAAUAAAUUUUUAUAAACAUUAUUUUCUCAAGCAUUGUGUGAUACUAUUAAUUUAAUUUAUAAAUGAGUGUUAUUUACAUGAUUUUGAUACCGUAAGAAGAGUAAAUGAUUACGAGUAAUGGUGGUGCUGUUACGCCGAUAGUGCUGAGCGAAGAGUUGUUAUGUGCUACAUAUGCAGCUGCUUCGCAUGGGGUCUAGACCUUGUACAAAGGUUGAUCACCUUCGGGUUAGCUUGCAUUCUCUCCUGCGCCAUAUUCUUCGGCUUGACAAUCGCCAUCAUCGCCGGCAUCGCCUAUGGGUAUAACUACUCUAUGGCCGAGUUUAUUACGUUCACACGGUCUGACGUGACCGUGUUCAUGCGUCGCGGACAGUUCGGAGACAAACCGGAUCUCGGGCAACGGUUUAGGAGAACUGGAGAAGAAGACUUAUUCACUUCGAACGCCACCAACGAUUACGAGGACCAGCGGCCUCGGUCGGAGAGCAAGCCGCUCGCCGACACGUGGCUGAAGUCCCAGGACACGAGGAAGUACGCCGAGAUCCUCACAAGAUACUCCCCCAGAAAGGGGGACAUGCUGGAGCAGCCGGGAGUGCAGGAGCCCACGAGAGUACUACCCACUGACAGUAAUGAAGGAGAACAGGAACAAACGGAAGGGCGCUACAGACCGACGGAGUCUUCCAUCAUAUCGAUCGUACCAAACCCGCUGAUACCCACUGUGUCUUGGCGCAGUGGCUCCUCAGAGAUCAUGAUGAGAAACUUCAAGCCCAUGCAAGACUUCACUUCGAUCAACAGAGGGACAGAACUACCAGACACCCUGUUCCCGCCCGUCGACCAAGAUGGAUCGAAGUCGAUUAACAUAAUUAAUCCCAAAGAAAUGGCAAAGGGAUCCGUCGACGAUAAACUACGAGAUGAUUUUCAUAAAAGCUAUGUACCAAUGCGUGUGUGGGGGACUACCACACGUCCUGUCAUCUCCGACGAAGUCAACGAUGACGUGGACGAGGACAACAUCGUAUACAAACCCGUGUAGAUACCGCGCAUGCGCGAAAAUACGGUCUUAUUGUUACACAUGAGUAAAAUACUUCUGAGUGUAGAAAGAAGUUUUUUUUUCAGAAAAACACUUUAACUGGGGAACAUUGUUUUAUUAUAUUACACGUAUACCUAACAUUCAUGGA
Messenger RNA from Trichoplusia ni (cabbage looper), 1302 nucleotides. RefSeq lists its product as uncharacterized. The transcript has 7 exons. Lineage: Eukaryota; Metazoa; Arthropoda; Insecta; Lepidoptera; Noctuidae. The record is from RefSeq and is a predicted model, not a curated record. Bases 294 to 1157 code for a protein of 287 amino acids.